Messenger RNA from Botrytis sinoallii, 795 nucleotides. RefSeq lists its product as uncharacterized. The coding region runs from base 1 to 795 and encodes 264 amino acids. NCBI's taxonomy places the organism in Eukaryota, Fungi, Ascomycota, Leotiomycetes, Helotiales, Sclerotiniaceae. The record is from RefSeq and is a predicted model, not a curated record. The transcript has a single exon.
AUGGCACCAAGUCGACCAGCCGCUUUCAAGUAUCGCACUUCCAAGCUUUUCUCGGACCUUCCUCUCGAACUUCAAAUAAUGGUCUGGAAACAUUCGUUUCCUGCUGGUCGAGCAGCAUUUAUAGAUUAUGCCAUGUGCCCGAAUCAAAUAAAACUUGACGAGCGACGUACUGGGCUACCAAUCACGUUGGCGAUUUGCAUGAUCAGCCGUAAAGUAACGAUGGAGCACUACACUAUAGUUGAUCGACAUGGUGAAGAUAGUAGGGCUGUAUAUACAAAGCCAUUCUGCUUUAACCCAGAAGUAGAUACGCUGUGUAUCACUUACGACUUCAUAGAAGAAUACAAUUCAGAAAGAGUUCGCAACGACUGGUAUGAGAAAGUUGAUGAAGCGCUUAAGAAGAGAGGUGCCUUGAAAGGCGUCGGUCUAAAAGGUGUUAGAUCAUUAGACGUGCGAGACGUCGUUACAAGCUUGCCAGUUGUCACGUCGGAUAUUUCAUGGUUUCUCCCGCGUGUGUAUAAGAACAGCUUCUUGAGUAGAUUUGAAAGCCUUGACAGGCUGGUCUUCACAAGUGCCUGUGCCACAGACGACCGGCUUCCAUUGCCUAGAACCGUGGCUCUCGAGUCGCUAGGAGAGUGCGAACUUUUCUGGGAUAACCUUGCCAAGUAUCUUGAGAAUAAAAGGAAUUCGCACAAGGGUAAACUGGUUGCCAAGGAGAACAUUAUUGUAAGAGAAUACGAAGCUCCACAAGGUCUAUCUGCACUGGAAAAUUUGGAUAAAAUGUGUUGGCUAUUUUGA